Messenger RNA from Phodopus roborovskii (desert hamster), 1799 nucleotides. RefSeq names its product cilia and flagella associated protein 210 (gene Cfap210). NCBI's taxonomy places the organism in Eukaryota, Metazoa, Chordata, Mammalia, Rodentia, Cricetidae. Bases 65 to 1708 code for a protein of 547 amino acids. The record is from RefSeq and is a predicted model, not a curated record. The transcript has 9 exons.
UUGGCAACCAUUCCGCCGCUGAACUUGGCGUCUGGACUCGCGGGGCUCGGCUAGUUAGUAAGAGAUGCAGGUGCGCUUUGGACGGCGCUCGGGGCAGACGAAGGAAAGCACAGGGAUGAAGAGCUCUGAAAAAGAUGAAAUUCCCUAUCCACCUCUGCUACCUAGCAAGGUAGAUCUCCGCCAGGUCACCAUAAUUCCACAUGCUGAGUGGGAAAGGAUUCGGGAUAGCCUUGACAGGCUGACAAGAGAGGCAGCAGCCCUUCGUACAGAAAGAAUAUCGAAGAAAAAGAUGCAUGUCCAGUCCCAGGAACUGGUAAAGCACUGGACUAACACAUACGCAGGAAUGAAAGAACAGAAACUUAAAGCCAAGCAAAAGCGUGAUGAAGAGAUUGAGGCUGAAAGACAAAUUCUUGAUUUGGAGGAAGAAAUAUACAAACAAGGAGAAAGAAAGAAGGCCAUUGAAAAUGCAAAGCAGUAUCAGUUUUACCAAACAGAAAGAGUGAAAAGCUUUCAUUCAGGACUUCUUCUCAGUAGAGUUAUGAAAGAACGUGAUGCUCAGAUUCAGUUCAAAAAGAAUUCAGUAAAAUCAGACAAAAAAUGGGAGGAACAAGUGAAACUCGAUGUUGAAAAAGCUGUUAAAGAAGAACAAGAGAAAGAGGAAAAACGGCGCAGAAAAAGAUUUGCUCUUGCUGAAGAUCAUCUGAAACAAAUAAAGCAACGUGAAGAGGAAGAAGAAAACAGGAAAAAAAAUGAAGAAAAAGAUGCUGAGGAGAUAAAGCGGCAGAAUUUGCUGUAUGACAUAGAAAUGAAGAAAAAACAAAGCAAGAAACAGGAAGAGAUAGAUGAAAGCAGGAAACUGUUUCUUGACCAUAUGCAUGAUAAAAACAUCAUCCGAGCUGUAGAACAGCAACAGCAAGAGGAGGAAGAUGAAAAGAUCAGAAAGUUUAUCAGAGCCAAAAAACGUCUCACACAAAUGAGGAAAGACAAGGAAGCUGAAACACAAAGGCUGAUGGAAGAACGGAGAGAAAGAAUAAAUAACGUCCUAAGUGAACUAAUGAAAGAAAAACUUGAUAAUGAAGAUUUGAUUAUUGCUAGAGAUAUGGCUGAAGCCGAGGCUGAACUGGAGAGAAGAGAAAAAGAAAAAUAUGAAAAAAACAAAGCAGAGCUGAAAGCCAUUGCAGAUCAUAGAGCCUCUGUGAUGAAAAAUAAAGAAGAAGAAGAAAGACAAAGACAAAUAGAUUCCAAAGAACAGUUGCUGGCUAUCUUGAAAGCAGACAAGAUUUUCCAGGGGCUUGAAAAAGAGAAAAAGCUCAAAGCUAACAAAGAGCUACGAGAAAUUCAAGAUGCUCAUGUUCAGCAAAUGGCCAAAAAUAAAUUUAAUGCAAAACAAUCAAAAGAAGAAGAAUUAGGCUACUGGAGCCUUACUGAAGCCCUUGCAGCUGAGAAGGAGAAAGAAUUUCAGAAGUACGCCAGAGAAGUAAUUGAAUCUGAAUCUAAAUCAACAAAGAAAUAUACUUACCCUCUGGUAAGAGCUGUACAGGAAGGAGUGGGAGGUGGACGUGGACCACCCUGUGUAGGCAGAGGUGGGAUCCGACCAAGUUAUCAGGCAAAAGAUGCCACUGGUGUCCAGCUCCCUUUUUAUAACUCUCAAGGAUCAAAGUAUAAUGAUUUUCAGAAGUCAAAGAAAAGGCUAGGUUUUACUUGGUAAAAAAGUUUAUUUUUAUGAUUGAUAAAAUUUAUGGUAGCAAGUAUGUGCUACAAAUAUAAUGUAAUUUCUGAUAAUAAAGCUACUCAUCUCU